Molecule: messenger RNA, 1006 nt
Organism: Arabidopsis arenosa
Lineage: Eukaryota; Viridiplantae; Streptophyta; Magnoliopsida; Brassicales; Brassicaceae
Source: the annotation of a GenBank genome assembly
CUUAUACCUUCUUCGUCAAUGGCAUUGAUCCAACAUGGUUCGGUUUCUGGGACCUCUGCGGUUCGAUUGAGCUUCUCAUCCUCCGUAUCACCACCGUCGUCUUCUCCUCCGCCGUCAAGGGUUUCUCUCAAUUUUCAGUCGGAGAAGAAGAGUUGUUGCCGGAGAAUGAUAUGCAGAGCUAUGGUUCAAGACGCCGUUCAAGGGAUUCCUUCGGUUUACGCCAGAGAAAUGGAGCGUCUCUCUGCUAAGGAAUCGCUUAUUCUCGCCUUCAAUGAUUCUGGAGGAUUUGAGGCUCUAGUUACUGGGAAGAUCACUGAUAUGCAAAAGAUUGAUGUGAAUGAGAGGAUAACCACUCUUGAGCGCCUUAAUCCAACUCCUAGACCAACCACGUCUCCUUAUCUUGAAGGUAGAUGGAGUUUUGAGUGGUUUGGCUCCAACACUCCUGGUUCACUUGCUGUUCGGGUUAUAUUCGAGAGGUUUCCUUCGACAUUGGUGAGUCUAUCCAGUAUGGAGAUAGUUAUUAAGGAUAAUAACACAUUGGCAACAGCAAACAUCAAACUCCUAAACUCGAUAGAAAACAAAAUCAUCUUGUCAUCGAAAUUGACAAUAGAAGGGCCUUUAAGGAUGAAAGAAGAGUAUUUAGAGGGAAUGCUCGAGUCGCCAACGGUUAUUGAAGAAGCAGUACCUGACCAGCUAAGAGGUUUAUUGGGCCAAGCUUCUACCACGUUGCAGCAGCUUCCUGCACCUAUCAAGGAUACUCUAGCCAAUGGUCUAAGAAUUCCCCUUGGUGGAACUUACCAAAGAUUCUUCAUGAUAUCUUAUCUAGACGACGAGAUUCUUAUUGUAAGAGAUACCGCAGGAGUGCCUGAAGUUCUAACAAGGGUUGAAACAUCGUCUUCGAUGUCUUCAUCGAGCGUUGUAGAGAAUCUUGAAUACAACAGUUAAAAACAGUUUCUUAUGUUACCCUGAUUAUGUCUGUAAAUGUAAACAAAAAGCAUAUACAACU